Penaeus chinensis is the source of this 2799-nucleotide messenger RNA. RefSeq lists its product as uncharacterized. Gene Ontology annotation, biological process: SCF-dependent proteasomal ubiquitin-dependent protein catabolic process. Gene Ontology annotation, molecular function: protein binding. NCBI's taxonomy places the organism in Eukaryota, Metazoa, Arthropoda, Malacostraca, Decapoda, Penaeidae. The record is from RefSeq and is a predicted model, not a curated record. The coding region runs from base 396 to 2462 and encodes 688 amino acids. The transcript is spliced from 12 exons.
UCCGACCCUCGAGAACUCCGAAUCACCUGAGUGUCAAGACUUGUGCUAAUGUAUCCUUGGAUUUUUAUAUACCAUAUUUUAAAAAUUGAGAAUUGCUGCCUUCAACGCCACAUUAUUGUUCUCAAAGGGAUCAAAGGGUUCCAGCCCAGUUUUUCCUUUUACUGAAAUUGGACGGACUAUAGAUAUGUGUUCUGUGAGAUACAUCGUAUUUACAUGCUGUAAUGAAACCAUAAUGGUAUGCAAUAAUCAUAAUGGGGACUCAAAUUCCACUGUAUUUUCAUCCAUAUUAUGGAAAUAAUCAGCCAGUGAAUAAUAGACAUAUCCUGAGCUGCCUUUGGCCACACUGACAGUUUUACGGAUUGGACUAAUGGAUUAGCGGAAUUAUAACCUCAAGGAUGAAGGUAAAUGGAAUCCUAUUAGAUUCACAGAGUGACAGGUGCGCAAAUCCGGGAACUAAAGGAACGAGGGAUUCGCGGAUUCACGACCCUCGGAGUUACAAAAACGCGGAGGCUGCAAUGGACAUAAACAUUGAGGAUCUCCCUGAUGAAAUUAUCAUUCAAAUUUUGCAUUUUCUCAGAAGCGAAGACCUCAUUUCCGUGUCAUGCGUGAGCAACAGACUCAGCGCCAUCGUGAGCGACAGGGAUGUCGUGAGAGAUCUGGACCUGAGAAGGAUUUACAAAUGCACCACAGAAGACCUGAAACUUUUCUUCCUCCCACGAAAAAGAUGUCACAACAUCCAGCACAUCAAUUUAGAGCAUGUUUACUGGAUCAAGGUCCCAAAUUUUGUGGUGAAGCUGAAGAGUCUUGUGUCACUGAAGAUGAAAGGAAUUCCUCUGACCUUUUUGCAACUGAAGUGGAUUUUAACGUCUUGCUCAAAGAUUCAGGAUUUAUCAAUAAGCUGGCCAGAUGAUAUGGAGUCUGAGAAUAGACAGCAAUGGAUAGGUGGCUUUGAGGAAGUAGCAGAUAUACUGAAUGAUUUAAAGUCACUACAAAUACUGAUUUAUUCCAACCCAGCACCAAUACUGGAACUUCUUACACUUUGCAAAGGCUUGAGGAAACUCUCCAUUAACAAUCAUCAUGCGCGCUGCUACUUUUCAACUCCAAGGGAUUUGAACAGUCAUAAAUACAAACUAGACUUCCCACAUCUGGAAGAACUUGUUAUAGACCAUGCUGAUGGGGCUUUUCCAUUCAGCUUAAUUGUAAGCCUCAUUGACAGCAUAUCUCAAGGUUACAAUUCUUCAGCUGAGUGGAAAACCUAUUGGAUAAAUACAGAAAUUCAGAUGGAUACAGAGCAUGUUAGAAGAUUGGGUAGCUUUGUGCUGAGCAAGUGUUCUACGCUAUUCCUUGCACUCACACCCUAUUUCCGUGAGAUGGUUCAAGAGACUGGUAUCCUGCACAAUUUGACUGCUUUAUCAGUAAAAGGCCAGACACCAGUCACUACAAACCUGUCCAACAUCAUUAGUUCAUGUCCGAAGCUCAAGUGUUUAAAUGUCCUGUUUGGAUUGAAUGUUACAGUGGAUACAAGGAAAGUUAGUGAAAAAUUGCCUAAGCUGGAACGACUUAGUAUAUGCUGCCAGCCAGAACAUGGACCUCCAAAAAUUGUAAAUGGAAUUGCAUUGCUUCAUAACCUGACUCAUCUCACAGUCCCAGUUUGUGCUCUCAUUGAGAAGCUGCCUGACAAGGAGAUAAAUGUAGCAAGUUCUGAGGUAGUCUAUACAGGAAGUUUUAAGAAAAGGCGUGUUGGGGUUACCCAAUGUCAGUCAAAUGCCGCAGUAGCUGCUUUUAACUUGGUGUUUGAUAAUUGUCCUCUUAUUGUCAUGCUAGAGAUUGGCUUUAACACAAGUACAUCAUGUAGUCCAGCUAAGGUACUCUGGGAAUGCUUGGAAAACAUAAAGAAAUUAAAGAGACUUACCCACCUAACUUUGGAUGGAGUUCCUAUUGCAAAUGGCAAUUUUCUUAUCGGGAUUACAAGAGAAUGUACAAGUUUGAAAUUCCUUCGCCUGAGAAGCUUGGGACCCUCAGGGAAGUGUGUGUACCUCUCCCACCUUAUACAAGCUCUUGCCUGUUGUAAGAAUUUAGUCAAUCUCAGAAUUCAGCAGAAUUACCUGGCUCCUGGUACUAACAUUUGCAAGGCCUUAGAAGAAUGCAACAGUUUGCAGCGAGUAUUCAUCAGUUCAGAGCGAGACACACAAGCUCUAGACUUGAAUGCUCUUUCCACUCUGAUUGACAAGCAGACCAACUUAGUGUUUGUGUUUGUCGUGGGCGCUAGCACAUCAAAAGAAAAAUGCACCACUUUUACCAGAAAGUACAAGAAGUCAGUCCGUCCAGCACUUGUGGUUCGUGUGCGAAACAUUUUGUAUGACGUCUUCGAUGAUAAGAACUCUGACAAUCGCACCACUCCAGCAUGUCACUAUAAUGAAAUGGUCACCUUUAGAAGUUGGGCCUUUGAUUAUGUAGCUUAGAUAUAUUUAUAUUUUUUAUAUAUAAAAUUACGUUUAUUCAAGACAAUUAUGUAAAUGUAUAAGAAAUUUGUAAAUAACAGUUGUGUGACUUUUGUUAAUGUUUAUGAGUUUUAUGAAAUGUUAGUGUCUUGUACUUACACUUUAUGAACACCCAAUCUUAUCACAGAAUAUGAAACUUCCUCACAAAGGAGAGAUUGCAUUUUAUGUAUUGAACAUUCCAGUGAAAUAAAAUCACUUAGUUUCAUAGCUUGUUUGAAUUCCAUUACUUGUGAAAUGAAUAAAACAUAGUCAACUUCAAAAUAAUGACUUUUCUGUAAAAAUAAAUGAAUCAAAAAUG